AUGAAGCGCUUCUUCUCUUGCUCCAGUUCACAAGUGGCGGUGGAGAGAUGGAACCGCCGCGAUCAGAAACUGCUGGAGGCCGUGCAGCGGGGGGACGUGGGGCGCGUGGCUGCCCUGGCCUCCAGGAAGGCUGCCCGACCCACCAAGCUAGACUCCAGCGGCCAGUCACCCUUCCACCUGGCAGCCUCCAAGGGCCUGACGGAGUGUCUGACAAUAUUACUGGCCAAUGGGGCAGACAUCAACAGCAGAAAUGAGGAUGGAAGCACCGCCCUGCAUCUGGCCACCAUCUCCUGCCAACCACAGUGUGUAAAGGUCUUGCUUCAGCACGGUGCUAAUGAAGAUGCAGUUGAUGCCGAGAACCGUAGUCCAUUGCACUGGGCAGCCUCCUCUGGCUGUGCCUCGAGUGUCCUCCUGCUGUGUGACCAUGAAGCCUUCCUGGAUGUAUUGGAUAAUGAUGGCCGCACACCCUUGAUGAUCGCAUCACUGGGUGGCCACGCAGCUAUCUGCUCCCAGCUGCUGCAGAGGGGUGCACGAGUCAACGUCACGGACAAGGAUGACAAGUCAGCUCUGAUCCUGGCCUGUGAGAAAGGCAGUGCAGAAGUGGCUGAACUUCUCCUGAGCCAUGGAGCAGAUGCAGGGGCAGUAGACAGCCUGGGCCACAACGCUCUGUAUUAUGCUCUGCAAACACAAGACAAGGCCUUGUGGGGAUUGCUGAGGCAGGCCCUGAACCGGCGGCGACGAGGAGGUCAGAAGCUGGUUCAACAUCCAGAUCUUGCAUCUCAGGCCUCUCCAUCUGAGCACCAGAUGGGUUCUCCACCCACCAGUCCAUGGAAGGCAGAGCCUGAGGAGGAGCAGGAGGAAGAGGAGGAGGAAGACCCAUGUUCAGAAAAGUGGAAGCUGAAGUAUGAAGAGGAACAGAAGAAAGUAUCUCAGUUGGAGCAGGAGUUGGAGCGAAAGACAGAAGAAUAUAAGGCUCAAGCUAUAGCUUACUUGGGCCUGGAAAACCAGAUUAGAGAGCAGGUACAGGAAUUGGGGCAGCUCCUAGUCCACCAGCCUGGAGCUCCAGGAGGGCAGGGCUCUGGUUUCCGGCCUGGAGGAGAUGGCAUGGAGCAGGGUUGUCCUCUGGAUCUGCUGGUUGAACAUAUCCAAGCGCUGAAGCAGCAGCAGCAGAGGACUACAGUGAAGCCAUCAUUAAGUCCUAAAACAGAGGAGCCUGCCUCAGCAGACAUCCAGCAUGGAGUCCAUGGAAAGUCCAGAGCUGAAGAGGGACCAUCUCAGAACCCAAGGUCUGAGCCCACCAGGAAAGAUGCAGGGCAGCAACUGAUCAGCAGUUGGAGGCAGACCCUUGGCCCUGAUCGCAAGGACCAGCUUUGUGCUACCCAGGAGAGGCCACAGGCUCUGGGGGUGGAACCAGUGGGCAGGAUGGAAGAAGUAGCAGGCACAACCGCCAUGAACCAGCUACUGCUACAGCUCAGGGAGGAGCUGGCUGCCGUGUGGAGAGAAAAGGAUACCGCCAGAGGGGCUCUCUCCAGACCUAUCCUGGAGGGAGCCCUGGGGACCCCUCGGGCUGAGGCUGCAGCUGCGGCCUGGGAGAAGAUGGAGGCCCGUUUGGAGCGGGUGCUGGUGAGGCUGGAUCAAGCAAAGGUGGGACUACAGGGGAAAACUGAGGUUGCAGGGAAGGAAUCCGGUGCGGGACAAGGAAAGGCCAACCCAGGGGGCCAAGAAGGCCCUAAAGAGAAGCAAAGGGUUCCCUGGGACCGAGGAGAGCCUCAAGGGUCUCCUGGAAGAGAGCAGAGCCCAGGAGGGGCCAAAGGACCGCUGGAGAAGGAGGUGUCCGCCCUGAGGAAGAGUAACAGCCACCUGCUGGAGGAGUUGGAGGAGCUGGGACGGGAGCGGCAGCGAUUGCAAGGGGAGCUGCAGUCGUUGGGUCUAAGGCUCCAGAGGGAGUUCGUGCCCAGGCCCGAGGCGCAGGUCCAGCUCCAGCAGCUGCGGCGGAGCGUGGGGCUGCUGUCGGAUGAACUGGCCACGGAGAAGGAGGCCACGGAGAAGCUGAGACAGCGCCUGGCCUCUCAGAACAGCGGCGUCAGGGAGCUGUGGGAGUGUCUGCCCCCAGACCUGGUGGGCAGCCAAGGGGGGGCAGAACCCCUGGAAGAGCUGCAGGGGUGCAUCCGCGCCCUGGUGGACCGGCAUCGCCAGGCUCAGAAGGCGGUGGCCCAGCUGGAGGAGGAGAACCAGCGCUUGCGGGGGUCGCUGUCCCCCUGCGGGGGGCCGGCGGCGUCCCCACAGGUGGCCGCCCUGGAACAGGACCUGGGGACGCUGGAGGCGGAGCUGCGGGCCGUGCAGGCCACCAUGGGCGCCAAGAGCCAGGAGAUGGCGAAGCUGAAGCAGCUGCUGUACCAGGCCACGGAGGAGGUGGCGGAGCUGCGGGCGCGCGAGGCGGCCAGCCUGCGGCAGCACGAGAAGACGCGCGGGUCGCUGGUGGCCCAGGCGCAGGCGUGGGGCCAGGAGCUGCAGGCGGCGCUGGAGAAGCACCGCGCGGCGUGCGCUGAGCUGCGGCGGCUGCGGGACGAGGCGGCGGCCGAGCGCAGCCGCGCCGAGGCCCUGGAGAGCCGCGCCCGCGAGCAGGAGCGCUGCGUCCGCGAGCAGGAGCGCAGCGCCCGGCGCCUGGAGGAGAGGACCGAGCGCCUCGCCGCCGCAGCCCGGGACAAGGAGGCCAAGAUCAAGGAAUUGUUGAAGAAACUGGAGCAGCUUUCAGAGGAGGUGCUAGCAGUUCGGGGAGAAAAUGCUCGCCUUACCCUUCAGCUGCAGGAUUCCCAGAAGAACCAUGAGGAGAUCAUCUCCACUUACAGGAAUCACCUGCUGAAUGCGGCCCAGGGCUACAUGGACCAGGAUGUGUACAAUAUCCUACUUCGAAUCCUCAGCGUGCAGGAGGAGUGAAGCAGCCUCUCCAGGUACCCUCAGAGAACAUGAGAUUUCUGUGCUAUGAGUUGUGGG
Messenger RNA from Perognathus longimembris pacificus (Pacific pocket mouse), 2994 nucleotides. It is a transcript of the gene Ankrd35, whose product is annotated as ankyrin repeat domain 35. The record is from RefSeq and is a predicted model, not a curated record. Gene Ontology annotation, molecular function: actin binding. NCBI's taxonomy places the organism in Eukaryota, Metazoa, Chordata, Mammalia, Rodentia, Heteromyidae.